AUGGCCCAAGCAAAAGACCACUGGUCCGCCGAGGCCUACUCCACCUCCGCCUCCUUCGUCCCGAAACUAGCCCAGACGCUACUCCAGUACCUGGAUCCCCAGCCCACGGACAAAGUGCUGGACGUCGGCUGCGGCGAUGGCAAGUAUACGGAGGCGUUUCUGCCCGCCGUGCAGUCUGUGCUGGGCAUCGAUGCGUCGCCGGCGAUGAUUGACGCCGCGACUAAAGACUACGGCAGUGCGAAGGCGGAGUUCCGCGUUGUGGAUUGCUGCUAUUUAAAGAAUGAGAGUGAGAUUGUGAACGGGAGUUGGGAUAAAGUGAUCUCUAACGCCGCGUUGCAUUGGAUUCUGCGCAACGAGUCGACGCGUUUGGAUACCCUCAAGGCGAUAUAUGAUAGUUUGAAGCCCGGGGGAACGUAUGUGUUUGAGAUGGGUGGGCAUGGGAAUAUUGCGGAGGUGCAGACGGCGAUGAUAUUCGCGCUUGUGCAGCAGGGAAUCUCGGUCGAGAAGGCAAGAGAGACGAGUCCGUGGUUUUUCCCGUCCGUGGCCUGGAUGACGAGUGCGUUGGAGGGGAUUGGGUUCAAAGUUGAGAAGAUGGAGACGGAGUAUCGGCCCACGAAGCUGACUGAUGCGGUGAAUGGUGGGUUGGCGGGAUGGGUGAGGCUGAUGGGUGCGCCGUUCUUGGAUGCUCUUCCGGACGAAAAGCGCGAGGGCGUUGUGCAGCAGGUCUGUGGCGUUCUGCAGACGGCGGUGACGCGUCAUGAGGAUGGUAGCCAGUGGCUGGGAUAUGUGCGGCUGAGGGGUAUCGCUAAGAAGCUAUAA
This is a messenger RNA of Aspergillus steynii IBT 23096, 819 nucleotides long. RefSeq names its product class I SAM-dependent methyltransferase. Bases 1 to 819 code for a protein of 272 amino acids. The transcript is spliced from 3 exons. The record is from RefSeq and is a predicted model, not a curated record. NCBI's taxonomy places the organism in Eukaryota, Fungi, Ascomycota, Eurotiomycetes, Eurotiales, Aspergillaceae.